Molecule: messenger RNA, 2806 nt
Organism: Glossina fuscipes
Lineage: Eukaryota; Metazoa; Arthropoda; Insecta; Diptera; Glossinidae
Gene: Toll-9
Product: toll-like receptor 3
Exons: 5
Coding region: 146-2755 (869 amino acids)
Biological process (GO): inflammatory response; immune response; toll-like receptor signaling pathway
Cellular component (GO): membrane
Molecular function (GO): transmembrane signaling receptor activity; protein binding
Source: RefSeq, a predicted model, not a curated record
GACUAAAAUUGCAUUCGCGAUAUUAAUUUUAUAUUUUGUAUAGAAUUUCAAAUUGAAUUAGUGUUGAAAAUAUAAUUUAAUUAAAAUUAAAAUAGUCAUUGUAUGCAAUAUAAGCAGUGACGACUGGGCCCCGCACAUAAAUAAAAUGUAUAUACCUGAGAAGAUCUUUACCAUAAUAUUGGUAGGGAAUUUUUUAAUCGAUUCUUCUUACAUGAUCGCUAAUGGCGUUCAUUCUAAAAAUAUUUUCGACAAACAUUUGCAUGGCAAUUAUUUCAAAGCUAAGGAUAGAAACAACAAUCAACACUUUGUUGCAAACAAGUUAAAAAAUUCAACUUCUCUGCUGUAUGGCGAAAGCAUGAAUGAACCGAACUUGUCGACUAACGGAAAACUCGAAGCAAAAAUAAUUACUUCGAAUUUUGAUGCGAACAGUGACGGUCGGCGAAGCCUUGUGAACGCUACCGAACAAUUUAAAGAUAAAAGCGAUUAUAUUUGCUUAUUAGAACAUAUAAAAUCUGCGCAACUAUGGUGGACUUACACGAACGGAACGCUUCGGAUAGCCGAAUCUAACUCCUCAAUUGAUAUAUCGCAUCUAAAUUUACAAACCGAUGUUAGACUUUAUGCGAUGCUUCAAAAUAAAUUGACAAUCAUUGGCCAAAAGAAAGAAAUAGCGAUAUUCAGUGGAGCCUAUAAUAAACUUACGAGCGUACCAUAUAAAACAUUGCAAAGUAUUUCGAAGCAUUUACUGUACUUGACAUUAAGCGGUAAUAACUUCCCAUUAUCUUCAUCGAAUCCUCGAAAAAACGGUUUAGUGUCAUGGGCUGCAUUUCCUCCUCUACCCAAACUGAUUGAGCUGGAUCUUAGCCAUUGCGGCAUCGAAUAUAUUUUGCCAAGCGUUUUCGAAAAUAUGCGAAAUUUGCAAAAACUUUUUAUGUCGCACAACAAUUUCUUCACAUUGUCCUUUGAUACCUUUGUCAACAUACAAUACUUAGAGUAUUUGGAUAUAUCGUUCAAUAAUUACAAAUCGACACGCCCAAAUUUAGAAGAAAUUCUUCAUAUCAAUUAUGGCAUCAGUAUUGAACAAUUCACAUUUAAAUAUUUACCGGAAUUAAAGUAUUUGGAUUUAUCGCAUACAAAGUUGGCUGGGACUAGUCUUGUUGCGUUCACUCAUCUCAGUGGCAAACUGAAAUAUUUAAGUCUAUGUUACACUGAUUUGCCCAUAAUAGGUAAUGAUUUAUUCAAAAGUACCGUUCUUGAGGGUCUCGAUCUAUCUGGCAACACCUAUGCCGCAAAUAAUAUUAUGGAUAACGCAUUUGAAGGCGUCUCUGACACUUUACUGUACCUCUACUUUGAAAGAUCUAACCUGAAGAAUUUGCAUUGGAUCAAGUGCUUGGGUAAACUGUUAAUCCUAAGUUUGGCGGGGAAUAACAUUAAUACCAUAUCAUUUGAUACAUUUAGAUCAUUACAUGACGUGGAGUUGCUUGAUUUAAGUUCGAAUCAUGUGGGCAAUUGGUACAGUCGCGUUUUCAACGAGAACGUAAAUUUGAAAGCGUUAAUUUUACGCGACAACAAUAUUAACAUAGUAACUACGGAAAUGCUUAAGGACUUUAAUACGCUGGACUAUCUAAGCCUUGGCCAUAAUAAUUUCAUUUGCGAUUGCAUGCUUAAGGACAUUGUUGAUAUGGCUAUCCCAAACUGUUAUAACAGUGAUUGCGAGCAAUUUGGACAAAAUGAAAGAAUGAAAAGGCCAUCUAAUGAAAUCGAAACCAGAUCGUCUGAAUUUUGGAUCGCGAGAUCGAUGUUUUUUUCGAAAGCAGAAGAUGCAAUUCUACAAAGUGAAAAACGCAAGACUUCAAGGAGACACUUUAAAAUAUAUCGCACAAAGUAUGCCAUCCGGCCGCUUCAUUUAUCAAAUAUCGAAACAUUUGCACCGAUUUAUGAUAAAUUAAAUGGAACAUCACUCAGAUUCCGAUUGUUCGAUUAUGAAGAAGAGCACUAUUGGUGUUUCAAUGAAACGGAACGCCGAACAGUUAUUACAUUGAAUUGCCAGCAGCCUUCGAUCGUUGAAGAGAUUACCAAUUACUUACAUUCGCUUACCAUAUUUGUAAGCACAUCCAUUGGAACCGUAAUCGUAUUGGUCGUAGUUGCAAUUUUAAUUUAUUUCAAUCGUUGGCACCUUUUUUAUUAUUACACUUCUUUACGAUCAGCGACACUUUUAUCAAGAGCUUUUAAAAAACGCGCAGAUAAAUUCAUUAUUUCAGCUCACAAUUGCCCGAACAUGAUUUAUGAUCUAUUCAUUAGCUACUGCCAAAGCGAUCGCAAUUGGAUAUUAGAAGAACUCCUACCAAAUAUCGAAGAUACAAAUGAAAUCUCUUUAUGCUUGCACGAACGCGAUUUUCAAAUAGGUGUUACUAUACUCGAUAACAUUAUGUCCUGUAUGGAUCGAUCACGAGCCAUUAUGUUGCUCAUUUCAUCCAAUUUUUUGCUUAGCCACUGGUGCCAAUUUGAAAUGUACCUCGCCCAGCAUAGUAUAUUUGACGCCAGUAAAAAUCAUUUGAUUAUUGUAUUUCUGGAGGAUAUACCAAAAGCUAAACGUCCCAAAACGCUACAAUAUUUAAUGCAGAUAAAGACUUACAUUAAAUGGCCCAGUGGUGAUAAGAACACAACAAGACUAUCAGAAGAGAGAAAGAUUUUUUGGAAACGUUUGAAACGUGCCUUAAUGAACAUCGGAUUAAAUCCUGUUGAAUCGAAAACUUAACCUAACUAAAUUAUUAAUUAUUUAUGCCAUUAUCCAAAUUCUUGUAGUACU